AUGUUCCCAAGUCGCGCGGCGUUGCGCUCUUUCUCGCGCUGGCACAAGCAGAGUGAUGCACCCGAAGCCACCUCAAUAGAGGACCCAGCUGCCCCCAGACAAGCCCAGCUCACCUGGCGUCAUGCGAUUGAAGGCCACAUCGAAUUCUGGCGUCAAUUUCAACCCCUACUGACCACUUACGAACCCAAAUGCUUACCCCCUCUAAGGCUGGGGAUGGCACCUUCCAUCCGGUUCGAGCAGGCGGACCCUUACGAUCAAACCGAGUUCCUCGAUCUUCUCCCCAUGGACAUCGAGGACCUGCAACAGACGCAUAGGGGCUUCCUGAACGCGAUCAAAACCACGCCACCUCAACUGAACUACACCCGCAACACGCGCGGCCUCGUGUCCACCGCCGGAGGAUCUUACCUCCCCGUGCUCGUGCUAUCCCUGCGCAUGCUUCGACGCACCGGCUCCCAGCUCCCCGUCGAGGUCUUCCUCGCCAGCGAAGACGAGUACGAGACGUACAUCUGCGACGUGAUCCUCCCCUCCCUGAACGCGCAAUGCAUUGUGCUCUCCACUAUCCUCAACGCGAUCCCGCACUCCAUCCACAUCGAAAAGUACCAAUUCAAGCUCUUCGCGAUGCUCUUCUCCUCCUUCGAGGAGAUCCUCUUCCUCGACGCGGACGCCUACGCGCUCUCUCCCCCAGAGGCCCUCUUCACGCGAGACCCCUUCCUCUCGCACGGCCUAAUCACCUGGCCGGACUUCUGGGCCUCAACGAUCUCCCCCUCCUACUACGAGAUCACGGGCCAACCCGCCCCGAAACCCCCGACGCGCCCGUCCAGCGAAUCCGGCGAAAUCCUCCUCUCAAAAUCAUCCCACCUGCGCACCCUCCUGCUCAGCACGUACUACAACAUCCACGGCCCGGAGUUCUACUACCCGCUGCUGUCGCAGGGCGCCGCCGGAGAAGGCGACAAGGAGACCUUCGUGGCGGCGGCCACGGCGCUCGCGGAGCCGCAUUACCAGGUCGCCGAGCCCCUCUGCGCCAUCGGCCACACCACGCAGCGCGGCGGCUUCGCGGGCUCCGCCAUGGUGCAGUUCGACCCCACCGAGGACUUUGAUCUUCAUCGUCACCGCGAGGAGGAAGCCCACAAACUCCAGCCGCAAGCGCACGGCUUCUUCCUGUCAUCCCCCAAUACCACCAGCACGGCCACCCGCACACCCCGCGCCUUCUUCAUCCACGCCAACUACCCGAAAUUCGAUCCGGCCACCGUCUUCGACGCGCACGAGGUCAACCCUGCCAUUGGGGACGAUGGCCGCUACACCCGCGCCUGGACCGGGCCGCCGGAGAUCAUACGGGCAUUUGGCCGGGACGUCGAGAAGGAGUUCUGGGAGGAGAUCCGGUGGACCGCGUGCGAGCUCGAGGGGAGGUUCCGCGCCUGGGAGGGGAGGAAGGGGGUCUGUAAGAGGGUGGAGAAGUACUACCGGGCGAUAUAUGGAGGGCGAUGGUGGGGUUGGUUGGUUGGUUGGUAGGUAGGUAGGUCUGGAGUCCCGGGGUUCUGGGGUGCAGGUGAUUGCGUCAUCUAAGUAGCAAGCACCUGUUGAACUGGAGAAGUCAGGAUUUCAGGUUGGCUGAGGUGUGAACAGCUUCAAUCCCUG
This is a messenger RNA of Aspergillus uvarum CBS 121591, 1635 nucleotides long. Its product is annotated as alpha-mannosyltransferase. Gene Ontology annotation, molecular function: alpha-1,2-mannosyltransferase activity. NCBI's taxonomy places the organism in Eukaryota, Fungi, Ascomycota, Eurotiomycetes, Eurotiales, Aspergillaceae. Gene Ontology annotation, cellular component: Golgi apparatus. Gene Ontology annotation, biological process: mannan biosynthetic process. The coding region runs from base 1 to 1509 and encodes 502 amino acids. The transcript is spliced from 2 exons. The record is from RefSeq and is a predicted model, not a curated record.